Messenger RNA from Durio zibethinus, 1790 nucleotides. RefSeq lists its product as uncharacterized. NCBI's taxonomy places the organism in Eukaryota, Viridiplantae, Streptophyta, Magnoliopsida, Malvales, Malvaceae. Gene Ontology annotation, cellular component: intracellular anatomical structure; cytoplasm. Gene Ontology annotation, biological process: pentose-phosphate shunt; carbohydrate metabolic process. The record is from RefSeq and is a predicted model, not a curated record. Gene Ontology annotation, molecular function: transaldolase activity.
AAUAAAGAUAUUACCGAGAUUGCACCCAUGGAAAUGUCUUCACCUGCUCGUUUGGGUCAACUGAAAGGCGCCCUUCUUUACUCCCCCAACGACCCCAACUCAACUUCAACCCCCGCCCUCUCUUUAUUCAUGAUCUAAGCCAAAGCCAAAACGACUCUCCAUCUUAUUUUAUUUUUUUAUCGUUCCCAUCGUAAUGUUAAAAUAACAAAGUCUUUUUUUUUCCCUUUUGUUGGAGCCUCCUUCACCAACCCUACCGCUCGCCCUGUCCGGUCUCUCAUCCUUUGAUCUUUGUCUAUGGCAACCAUUUCCAAGCUUUCUAACCCCAACCCAGCCGUUUCUCUUUCAUCAUCUUUCAAACCCAGAUCUUCUUCAUCGCUUAAAUGCUUCGUUCGGUUCCCUGCCACGGCUGCUUUUAACUCUAAGCUGGUUUCAUCUUCUAGCUUGUCCUUCCCAAACCACAAUCCUUUCAGGGACUCCUUGGUUGUCAGAUGUUCUCUUGUUGAUGGAAACGGUAGUUCAGUAAAGAGGACUACUUUACAUGAUCUGUAUGAAAAAGAAGGGCAGAGUCCAUGGUAUGACAACCUUUGUAGGCCAGUGACCGAUUUGCUGCCACUGAUUGCGAAUGGGGUUAGAGGUGUAACUAGCAACCCAGCGAUUUUCCAGAAAGCUAUAUCGUCAUCAAAUGCUUACAAUGAUCAAUUCAGGGAACUUAUACAGACUGGAAAAGAUAUUGAAAGUGCAUAUUGGGAGUUAGUGGUGAAGGACAUUCAAGAUGCGUGCAAACUUUUUGAGCCAAUCUAUGAGCAAACAGAUGGAGGUGAUGGUUAUGUUUCUGUCGAGGUUUCUCCCAGACUUGCUGAUGAUACUGAAGGGACCAUUGAAGCAGCCAAAUAUCUUCAUAAAGUGGUUGAUCGUCCCAAUGUGUACAUUAAGAUUCCUGCAACAGCACCAUGCAUUCCUUCAAUCAAGGAAGUUAUUGCAAAGGGCAUAAGCGUGAAUGUCACUCUCAUAUUUUCACUUGCUAGAUAUGAAGCUGUCAUUGAUUCUUACCUGGAUGGCCUUGAGGCUUCCGGGCGGAGUGAUCUCUCUAGGGUUACAAGUGUAGCUUCCUUCUUUGUCAGUCGGGUAGACACCCUUAUUGAUAAAAUGCUUGAAAAGAUUGGAACACCAGAGGCCCUUGAUCUCCGAGGAAAGGCUGCCGUAGCUCAAUCAGCUCUAGCAUAUCAGCUCUACCGGAAGAAAUUCUCUGGUCCAAGAUGGGAGGCUUUGGUGAAGAAGGGUGCUAAGAAACAGAGGUUGCUGUGGGCCUCAACUAGUGUCAAGAACCCUGCCUACCCUGACACUCUAUAUGUCGCUCCUCUUAUUGGACCUGACACAGUUUCAACCAUGCCUGACCAAGCACUCCAAGCCUUCAUAGAUCAUGGCACUGUUUCAAGGACAAUUGACACAAACGUGUCUGAAGCUGAAGGCAUCUAUAGUGCACUUGAGAAGUUGGGGAUUGACUGGGGCUAUGUCGGCUCUCAGCUUGAGGAUGAGGGGGUGGAGUCCUUCAAGAAGAGCUUUGACAGCCUUCUUGACACCCUGCAAGAGAAGGCAAACUCUCUUAAAUUGAUUAGCCUGUAAAGCAUUUGUGAUAUGCUUGUUUUGCUGUCACCGCAACCAAAUAAAAGAAGCGGGUCUUGGUUCCUGCUUGUAAAGUUAGUUGGUGAGCGUUUUAUAAGAUGUUGAAUAUCAUGUACCUUAACAUAAAGGGUUUAGUGCUUGUUUAUGGAAAUUUCAUUUUGUGCUUA